AUGUCAGAGUCGGCCCCAGAGGAGCCUCAGACCUCCAUUCCUCAAAGCACAGCUAGUGUUCCCGAUCCUGCUCCCGUUGCUGGCGGACCUGGAGGCUCAAGUGACGUUUCCUUUGGUGAGCAAAAUCUUAGCUUCACCACCGCAGACGUCAGCCUGGUGGAGAUGAUGGAAAUUGAGUGUACCCAGCUGCAGCACAUACUUUACUCACAUACGGAGGCACAAGCUAGCGAAGGUGAAGUGGAAGCUAGGCUCAAUUCUUUCUCCUCGCCUGGUGACUCUGCAGACCCCCCUCUGCACCAGACCUCACUGAACACCGGUCAGGAGGGGCGUUCAUCAAACAGCGCUGGGAACCGGGCGGUUUACCCCGUUAUCUGUCAGUCAGGAUUAUCUUCUGAUAGCAGUUUGCUAAGUUCAAACCCGCAUUUGGGCUAUGCUGACUUUCAGGAGCUCAGAAUGAUGUUACUUAGCGAGUCUAACCUCCCUUUGAACCAAACGGGCAAAACGCCUAACAGUAGCUCUGUAGACAUCCCAGGACACAGUUUAGUAAAAGUUAAACAUGGUGAAAAUUUUGUUGGGGCGAAUAAAGGAAACGUACCCGUUGAAAAUUUGGCACUGGCACCAGAGCCUAGAUCUAAAUCUGCAGUCAGAGUUCGGUUGGAAGACAGAUUCAACAGCAUCCAGACAGAAAACCCCAGAUGUCAAGACCCCCAAGAAUCUGGAGUAACUCUUAACAAUUUAGUAACAUUGAUUCGACAGCCGUCAGAACUGAUAGGUGUUCCUCUUCAUCAGCAAGAAAACAAGUCUACUGCAGUAGCAAAAAAUAAGACUGCACCUGCCACGCCUUCUUUACAGUUCACAUACCCGUUAUUUACUAUGAACGCAUGUUCUACUGCGGCGAGCGCUAAUCCCUCACAAGCGCAGACCUCUGGAACGUCUUGUACUAUUUUGGAAGCUGCCAAACAUCAAGACCUUGGGAUACCCAAGACAUUCUCUUUCUGCUAUCAGGAAAUUGAAUCCACAAAACAGACAGCAGGUGCGAUGAAUAAAGCUUUGCCUGAGGAAGUUUGGAUUAAAGUUGGAGACACCUUAUGCAAGCAAGUGAUAAACAGAAAAAGUUGCAGCCGACUAAGCCCAUCGGAUACAAACAUAGAUCGCAAACCUCUUAGUGAAAUUCAGAAUAUGUGUGAUGAUAGCCAGAGUACGGCAUCUGCCCAGGGUCCUUGGCAGCCAGCACAGUCAAAUUCAAGUAUGCAGGUGCAAAGCAGUACGCAGGAUGGAAUCGCUCAGCGAAGAGAAAGACAUAACCGCAUGGAGAGAGACAGAAGGCGCAGAAUCCGGAUUUGUUGCGAUGAGCUGAAUCUUCUGGUUCCGUUCUGUACUGUUGAUACUGAUAAGGCAACAACUUUGCAAUGGACAACUGCGUUUCUGAAGUACAUCCAGGAAAGGCAUGGUGAUUCUCUGAAACAGGAAUUUGAGACUGUGUUCUGUGGUAAAACAGGCAGGAGACUAAAAAUAGCAAGAUCAGACUCAUUUGUAACGUGUCCAGUGCAGGAAAACCGCACAGCUACGGAGACCAAGUAG
This is a messenger RNA of Nipponia nippon (crested ibis), 1581 nucleotides long. NCBI's taxonomy places the organism in Eukaryota, Metazoa, Chordata, Aves, Pelecaniformes, Threskiornithidae. The record is from RefSeq and is a predicted model, not a curated record.